UUGGGAUUGUGUCGUGCUGUCACUAAUUUGCGUUUCCAUGCUUUGGCAGACGUUCUACUGAAAGUAGUUUCUGGUUUACUUAAAAUACCCUUCAGCUGUAGUCGCUGCAUAGUUUACACUGCACAUAAAACCAACAAUUUGGGAGCGGCAAAUUUAAGUCAUUAGUUGAAGGGCACGAUGGAGAAUAAACGGAAAAAAAAGAUGACUUACUUCACAAUUGGACUUAUCUUUCUUCUAAGUGGAAUGGAAUAUGCUGUUAUCUUGCCCACGAUAUGGAGGUACCUGCAGACUCUGGGGGCAGCGCCUUACUUCCUGGGUCUGMGCCUAUCGGCAUUCAGUCUGUCUGGUCUCCUCUCGGGCCCCUGGUUUGGCUACUGGUCUGACAAGACACACGCCACCAAGAAGAUAAUCCUGUUUGCAAACCUCUUUGAAAUUGUCGGUAACUUCAUGUAUUUCAUGGGCUACUCCAAGUGGCUUUUGAUCUUUAGCAGACUAGUGGCAGGUGUUGGUACAGGUGCGGGUUCGUCCAUCUUUGGCUUCAUGGGCCGAUGCACAGCCCACAAGGACCGCUCCGCCGUGUUCGCAUCGGUCAUGGCGUGCCGACAGAUUGGCCUAAUGAUUGGUCCRGUAUUGAAUCUCUUCCUGAGGCUUUGUGACUUCAAGUUGGGGCCGUUCGUGGUGAACAAGUACACUGCACCUGGGCUUUUUAUGUGCUUGAUGUGGACCCUCCUCCAGCUUGUCGUGGUCUUCAUGUUCUGGGACAUCCUCCCCGGGAGGAGCCGGUGGGGGAGGGAGCCGAGGGGGUGGGGGAGGGAGCCGAGGGGGGGGGAGGGAGCGAGGGGGUGGGGAAGGAGCCGAGGGAGCCGUGGGGGAGCCGACGGGGUGGGGGAGGGAGCCGUGGGGGGAGCCACCUGGGAUGGAGGGGCGAGAGGGGAUGGAGCCGAGGGGGAGCCACCUGGGAUGGAGCCGGGGAGGUGGCGGAGGGGAAGCCCUUGCUCGGGCCACGCCCAGACAUCCUGGGGUCCUACGGCUCGGUGGUGA
Salvelinus sp. IW2-2015 is the source of this 1041-nucleotide messenger RNA. The record is from RefSeq and is a predicted model, not a curated record. NCBI's taxonomy places the organism in Eukaryota, Metazoa, Chordata, Actinopteri, Salmoniformes, Salmonidae.